Messenger RNA from Mya arenaria, 4175 nucleotides. RefSeq names its product alpha-(1,3)-fucosyltransferase C-like. Gene Ontology annotation, molecular function: alpha-(1->3)-fucosyltransferase activity. Gene Ontology annotation, cellular component: membrane. The record is from RefSeq and is a predicted model, not a curated record. The transcript is spliced from 2 exons. Lineage: Eukaryota; Metazoa; Mollusca; Bivalvia; Myida; Myidae. Bases 44 to 1231 code for a protein of 395 amino acids.
UAUAGAACACAUUCAAUCAUUGACCAGCAGGACAUGAUUACCGAUGUCGAGUCUUUGCAGCACUAUAAUGUUAAAGCGUGGCUACAAAUUUAUAUUCAUAGGACUAGGAGUGGUAUGCUUUAUUGUGUAUUUUCAUCUUUAUAUGAGAACAGAGGCUGUUCCGCGUAGGCUGGACAUGUUGCCGCGGACGGACAGACGGGCGGUUUUAAGUGAUCCAGCGGUAAAGCUACUGGUUUAUUGGAAGCCAUUUAAUGGAGAUGGGUUUUUAAAACCAGAACAGAACUGUUUGAAAAGAUGUCCAGUGAAAUGUAACAUAACAGAUGACAAAAACAUGUUCUAUGAAGCUGAUUUAAUCAAUUACCACCUGACGGAUUUAUGGCCGGACAACUGGCACAUCGAUACAACAAAGACGAUUGAAUUUCCGGCAUAUCGCCGAAAGGAACAGAUAUGGGUGCUAACUAACCAAGAGCCUCCUUCAAACUUGUUUGGAAAUCUCAGGGUUUUUAAUAAACUGUUUAACUGGACUAUGUGGUACCGAACUGAUUCAGUGGUUCCUUUCCAGUAUGGCUGGUCGGUUGCUUUGACUGAAGAUGAGUUGUCAAGUUCAACAAAAGAUUUGAAAAGACGUAACUUCUACCGAGAGAAAAGUAGAAACAUUACUGGUAGGAUUAGUAACUGUGGGGACGCCUCGAGGAGAUACAGACUGGUUCACAAAAUGCAACAACAUCUAGAUAUCGAUAUGUAUGGCGGAUGUUACUCCAAAAAAUGCUAUCAUGAAAACUGCAACCAACCUUUAGAAGAAUACCGAUUCUACCUAGCCUUUGAGAACUCACUUUGCACUGAUUAUGUCACUGAAAAAUACUGGGAUGCUAUAAGUAGGGAUCAAAUUCCAAUUGUUAACUGGGAUUAUCAGCACGUGAAAAAUGUAGUUAUUCCUAAUUCUUUUAUCAGCGUCCAUGACUUUGGAGACAUCAAGUCUUUCGUUGACUACUUAGAACAGGUGAUGACAAAUGAAACUCUUUACAAUAGUUAUUUCGACUGGCGGCGCCACUUCCGAACGGAGCGGCGCUGCUCUAGUUGCCUGCUGUGCCAGCACCUGUACGCAGAUAAGUCGAGACGGGUUGUUGCCGACCUUGAAGGCUGGGUACGCGCGGACAUAUGUCCCAAAGUACAGGAGUUGAAUAAGCUGGUGUUGGAUAUCGAUCGACGACUCUUCGAGUGGGGAAUAUGAUCCACUAAUGUCAAAAGUCUCUGGACUUGGCUUACUGCUGAAAUAUCGACCAAUGUAGACGUUAACCAACUAUGAACGGGUGGAUGCUCCAAAUGAUCCCACCAUUUGCGACUUUUCUGUGAUUUCCGUAUUGGUUCGUGAAAGGACAUUCGAAGUAAUGCACCAGUAAUACCCCGGAUUUUGGGAUGUGUUGAUUUAUAACAUCUAUAUACUGUUUUCUAACUUAAGAUAUUCUUCCUGGAAAGCUAAAUUUCCACAGUAAACAAUUCAUUUUAGAAGCCAAAAUAGUUUAUGAUAACAAUAAUAAAUCUUUGAAUGGAAUACUGUUUACAAUACCUGGUUGUCUAUUUGCAAUAUGGUGCAGAUGUACUUAUUACACCCGAGGUACAUUAGUAUAAAGGGAUGGUGGCAUAAAACAUUUAUGACUUGGUGCAUGUGUUUAACAUGCACAUCAAAUUCAGAGAAGAUCAAAGAGAUUUGACGAUCUUGGAAUUAUGUCGAAAAUCGAUCGUUUACGAUUGAGUUAGUCAAUAAUCGAUCGCAUAAUCACUGGAUCGAUGUUUUUCUACCAGGUUAUUAAUCAUAAAAAUAGGAAAAAUAUAUUGGAACAGCAAUAUACGUUAUUUAGUAUUCAGCUUAUAACCUCAAGCUGACAUACAAUUGAAUUAAAACACGUUUCCGAACCGUUCAUUUCGAUUACAUCAUUAAUUAUUAAUGGAAAUGGUCUAACUGUAAUUUUCGGUGAUCGAUUAUAUCCUUUGAUAGAUUUUCAAAACAUGGAAGAUCAUCAGAUUUCGAAGAACUUAAUUCCUUGAUUAAGUGUGAUUUAUAGUUGUUGUCGAAAUGGUGAAAAGGCAAUGAGUUAUUAGCUGUAAAUACGCGUAUUGUGGAAUUGUGUUUAAAUGGCUCUGUUUGUUAACAAUGUAAAUAUUGAAGAAACAUUAGCCCUUACUUCAAGUAUCUGUUCAAACAGAAUACUUCAUGUAUAUGAGCUCAUCGUAUUCAAACAGGAUAGUACGAAUAUCAAUCUGACGUGGGAAAACCUCCCGGUUUAUUUGUUAUUAUAUAUUCAUCGCUCAACCGCAAACAAGUUAUGUACACUCGCAUGUUUGAUCUUGUUUUAUAUGAAUGCCAUCGAAAAUGAAUAUCAUUUCCUUUUAGACUGUCCAAGAUAUCAUAAUCUACGAAAGUAAUUCUUUAAAACCAUACUUUUGCCACUGGCCAACAAAACAUAAGUGUAUUGCCCCUUUGUCCUCAGACAGUGAAAAAACCUAUGCACAAUGUUCAUAAAUAUUUAUAUCAUGCAUCUUUGAAACUAUCAAGAACUUAAUUAAGAAUUUGAUACUAUGAUUUAUAGUAUACUUCUCUAUUGGCUAUGUCUCUGCUCUCCACGAUGAUUUGUUUCAUAAAAUAAUUGAUUUAUUUGAGAUGUUUUGCAUUUUGGGUACGAAUGUUAUAUAAUUUAAUGCUGAAUAAAUGUUAUGAUAAGAUAAUUGAUAUACAUGUCCAUGAGGCAUAGGCAAUAAGUUAUACACAUUGUAUACCUGAUCCCUGAGGUCAGGUUUGGCGCCUUUUAGGACUGAUUUUAUUUGCACAUGCGUUUGCAACUGUUAUAGUCUAAGAGUAAGCACCCUGGCCCCAAUAUCAUGAAACUACUUAAGUCAAAUCUCAAUCUCAAUCUCAAUCUCAACUACUUCUCCCCCAUUACAGUAUGACAUUAUCCUCCAUUACAGUAUGACAUUAUUCCCCAUUACAGUAUGACAUUAUUAAAAAUUACUCAAAACUUCUUCAUUCUCACAUGCAUUAUGUUGAUUAACAUGAUUCCUUAAUAUUCUAAAAAGAAUAUUUCUACAACACGAAAUGUACUUGAGUAAAACUUAAAAAUAAUAAAUUGGACUCAAGUACAAUUUUUGCUCUCAAUUUUUUUUCCUAUAAAAUAUUGACCUUUUUUUCAACAUAAUGAAUAAGAGAAUGCGAUUUUAUAAAGGGUAAAACAUUUACAAUUGUGAAUCAUAUGAUGCUGUAAAUUGAUAAAAAGAGUUGAGACUGAGAUUGAGAUUUGACUUGAGUAUUUUCGUGAUAUUGGGCCCUGGUCUAAAACUGUGGCUAUUACCUUUAAGCGAUGCAUGAACAGAUUUUAUGUUGGUAAAAAUAUGUUUUUAUUUGAAAUUAAGUUAUUUUAAAAUCGUUUGAAUAAUCGUCAACACCAAAUUGUAGCUGACAAAUGCUCAUAUGAACAAAAUGUUGUUAAUCAAAGGUUAUUAUGACUCAAUUUUCACAGGCGUUAAUAAGACAGCAAAGUAGAACUAUUUCAGUCACAGUGUUAAUAUAAUAAACACAGUUUUAUUUUAAACUUUUCAGGUAGUUCAUUAUUGAAUGAAGCUUCUUAAUUAAUAUGUUAUACUUCCUGAAUUGUUUGCACUGAAAUACACAGAAAGAAAGGGUUUUGUAAGGGGUGAAAUCCAGAUAACAAUAAACAAUUGUAUGCCUGAUUUUUCUUAUUUUUGUUGAUAUGGUAUGAUAACCUACUUAAAAGGUUGUUCCGAAAAAUGUUUUUAACAUGGUUUGAAGAAAUUGUGAAUGCAAACUUUUAUAAAAAUUAUGCUAAUGCGUGAAUGUGCAGAUAGUCUAAAAACGAUGUAUAGCUUAUCGGAUUAGUGGAUUUGAAUAACCGAACUGAAUAUUGAAUAAAGCUAAUGAUGUAUGGCCAUAUGGUAAAAUUAAUGAAUUUAAUUUUGAAUAUCAUCCCUACGAACGAUUGAUAAAGAAAAAAAGCGGAAAUAUUUCAGCAAGCGAUGACUCGAAACUCGACGUUCGUGCAUAAACCAAGAUGUUAUCAAUGUUUGUGAUAAAUGUUAGAUAACCACUUAAAGCGAUAAUAUCUGCUUUGGAGAGAUCAUUAGACUAUAUUUAGGAAUGAGUUUAUAAACGACAGAUAGAAACA